UAUAUAAAAUACCGUCAAAAUUCAAACAAUUUUAUCAUACAAAACUAACUAACUAGUCAUGAAGAUCUUGGCAUUGACAGUCAUGGUUUUGGUCAUUCUUUCGCCAUCAUUUGCGGCUCCAACUGAAGUGGUAGACACUGCUGUUGGAGCGGCAUGUGACGCCAAGCAGCUUCAGCCUUGCCUGGCAGCGAUUACAGGAGGAGGCCAACCCUCGGGUGAUUGUUGUGCAAAGCUGAAGGAGCAACAGCCAUGCUUGUGUGGGUUUGCUAAGAACCCUGCGUUUGCUCAGUACAUUAGCUCUCCCAACUCUCGCAAACUCCUAUCCGCUUGUGGUGUUCCUUAUCCAAGUUGCUAAAAAUCUGGAGAUUUUAUAAUUAACUAAAUAAAUAAAUAACGAGUAAGGAAGAUAAAUAACAUUUUAUCAAACUAUGUUUAUGAAACAAUGUAACCGUUUGGAUUAAUGUAAUCGUUUAUACCUAACAUUUUAUCGUAGUUGAUGCGAAAUCAUAAUAAGAUCGUUAUGAUACC
Messenger RNA from Raphanus sativus (radish), 528 nucleotides. RefSeq names its product non-specific lipid-transfer protein 2. The record is from RefSeq and is a predicted model, not a curated record. Bases 59 to 355 code for a protein of 98 amino acids. Gene Ontology annotation, biological process: lipid transport. Lineage: Eukaryota; Viridiplantae; Streptophyta; Magnoliopsida; Brassicales; Brassicaceae. The transcript has a single exon.